Messenger RNA from Cucurbita pepo subsp. pepo (vegetable marrow), 946 nucleotides. Lineage: Eukaryota; Viridiplantae; Streptophyta; Magnoliopsida; Cucurbitales; Cucurbitaceae. The record is from RefSeq and is a predicted model, not a curated record.
UCGGAUGGAGAGGGGAACGAAACAUUUCUUAUAAAGUUUGGGGCUCGUGGAAACCUCGAGCAGCACGGGUUUGCUCGAAACAAGAUUUGGAAAAUCGACGAUAACCCUCCUCCUCUUACUCGUGGCGAAAUCAAAGACAAAUCCUGCAUCGAUUUGCUUCUUAAACCUUCUGAAGAUGAUCUGAAAAUAUGGCCACAUAGUUUUGAAUUCAGACUCAAGAUCUGUUUGACAGCAGAUGGCAAUCUCACUUUAAUAUCACGAAUUCGUAAUAUCAAUUGCAAGCCUUUCAGUUUCUCCAUUGCAUUCCACACAUAUUUCUCCAUUUCUGAUAUCAGUGAGGUAAGGGUCGAGGGGCUUGAGAUUCUCGACUAUCUCGACAACUUAUGCGAUAAACAACGGUUCACCGAGCAAGGAGACGCCUUAACGUUUGAAUCCGAGAUCGAUCGGGUUUAUCUUAGUUCUUCAGAUCUCGUCGCCGUGCUUGAUCAUGAACGAAAACGCACAUUUGUUAUAAGAAAGGAAGGACUUCCAGAUGUUGUGGUGUGGAAUCCAUGGGAGAAGAAAUCGAAAUCCAUCGUCGAUCUCGGGGACGAAGACUACAAACAAAUGCUAUGUGUUGAUGGAGCUGCAAUUGAGAAACCUAUUACAUUGAAGCCAGGUGAGGAAUGGACUGGCCGUUUGGAACUAUCCAUCCUCCCCUCGAGUUAACGACCCGACCCAACCCGACCUGACUCAACCCGUAAGGUCAUGUAAAGAAGAAAGGAUCGAACCCGGUCGAGAUCCCGGUAAAGCCAUUGAAGUUUAUAAAUGGUGUAUAUGGUAGGUAAGUAAUUAUGUGGUUUGUUCUAAUCAAAUUACUGAACUGUGAUAUACUAUAGUUGUCACAUACAUGUAUGUAUGUAAUGUUAUGUGAUGAUUAUUUGAAAAUUUUCCCUUUCAAAAUUAA